Pestalotiopsis fici W106-1 is the source of this 1179-nucleotide messenger RNA. RefSeq lists its product as uncharacterized. The transcript has 3 exons. The record is from RefSeq and is a predicted model, not a curated record. The coding region runs from base 1 to 1179 and encodes 392 amino acids. NCBI's taxonomy places the organism in Eukaryota, Fungi, Ascomycota, Sordariomycetes, Amphisphaeriales, Sporocadaceae.
AUGGACUGGGAAACGAGGGACGACUAUGGCCCCGUCGCCGUUUACACCAAUUGGGCCAUGUUUAUCAUUCUCACAAGACUUCGAAUAUACUGCCGCCUGGCCUACGGCUCCAAAGGAAUCAUUCGCGGCGUAGGCCUCGAUGAUUUGAUCACAAUCUUUUGCUGGAUUCUUUUCCUUAUCACCUGCGUGCUCGUCACCAUUACCGUGAGCCACGGGCUGGGUAAACACAUGUCGGCGCUGUCGCCCGAGCAGAUCACCGAGUCGCUGCACUGGAACGUCAUUAGCAACUCGGUGGCCAUUUGGGUCUUUUCACUGCCCAAGUUUGCCAUUGUCGCCCUCCUCCGGCGCAUCCUCACCUAUGGUAACAAGACGGCCGUCUUAUUCUGGGGGCUGGCCUUUACCUCGCAAGCCUGCAUCCUGGCCACAUCCAUCUGGUGGUUCCGGCAGUGCACUCCGAUAGAGUACGGCUGGGACCGCAGCAUCGAGGGCUCGUGUGCCGAUGUCAGCGUUUUGAAAAAUCUUGGUUAUUUUACCUCGGCCUACUCGGCCUUUCUCGACUUUUUCUUUGCCCUCUACCCCAUUCCGCUCAUUAUGCGCCUGAACUUGGGGCUCAAGAACCGGGUCACCAUUUCCGUGGCCAUGGGUCUCAGUGCCUUGGCUUCGGCGGUUUCUGUCUAUAAACUAGCAAUCUUUGGCGAGGUCUUUACCAUGCUCCCGUCAGACCCAACUUACCCCGUCGCCUACCUCGACAUUCUCGGCAUGGCAGAGGGCUUUAUUCUUUUAGUAUGCGCAUCGCUGCCGACCUUGGGUCCUCUGAUUCGCGCCAUUCGCGGACAGACAAUCAAUGGAUCCGGGUGGUCUGGGAACAGCUCUUCUCAAGCAUACUACUCCAAGGGCACCGGAAACCGCGAGACCCGUAGCGGUAGUCAGUCGUGGCGGGCAAACCAUAAGCUCCCAGGCGGCGGCACGGACCUGGAGUCGGCGCGGAGGGAGAAAAUUGGUGGUAGUAGCCACUACGAUGUUGAUGAGAUGCCGCUGGUUGAGACGAAAAAGUCCAACUCGGUGCGGCUUGAACCCAUCAUCAUACACAAGAGUACGGAUAUUGCUGUGCAUUCGGAGCCGAGGACGCCGGAUUCGCGGCCGACUACCCGAGACCGGGACAUUUUUGUUAAACAUUGA